CCGCCCGUGGCCGCGCGCGUGUCCGCGGCAACUCGCGAACGCGCGAGCUGUCGAUCGCGGUUGUCCGAACGAGCGAGACAUGAUGAUUUCCCGAAAAUUUCCGCGGGCACACUGAUCCGUAAUCGAUCAGGAGAGCGGAGCAGCGACGUGCUGCGGUUCUCUUUCUCUUUCCCUCUCGUCACCUCGAGAGGCUUGAUCGAUGUGUCCCUCCCCCCCUGGGAUCCUUUUUUUUCGCGUGAUUCUCGGGGGGAAAUGUCGGCGGUCUCUCGUGGAAGUUGCUUCGUGAAACAGAAAAGAAGACAUACCUAUUGAAAUCAUUGAAAUAUGGCAUGAACGCGCGAAAGAAGCGCGGGCGGUAUUCCGCGGCGGUGUGAACUAUUUAACUUCCACGCGCAGAAGAGGGAGACGCGCAAUUCCGAUUGUCGUUAACUGUAGAAAAAGUGCGAAGAUCGGAUAAGAGCAAACAAAAGUUUCGUUGCACCGUUACAAACAAGGGUUAAUUCAUCGUUGUUAUUAACGGUCAUCAAUUGAUACCAUUACAUUGAGCUUUAACUGGACGAUCGGAGGGAAUGUUAGAAUUUAUUGUCUUUAAAGUAUUCCACACGUAAUAUAUUUGUUUGCUGGGUUUUAUGUUGGCUAUGGUGUUUAUCUGUCAAAAAUUUCAGUAUAUGGCACCUUUACCAGAAUAUGGAUUAUUAGAAGCUAGACAAGAGAAAAUUCUUAACCAAUUGGCGGAACUCAAAAAGCAAGUCUCUACAUUAUGCCAUUUCUUGAAACAGUCUAAUCAAAUGGAAGUGAAACAAUCUAAUCAAACAGAAGUGAAAGAUUCUGUAAAAGUCCAGAAACCAGUUAUCGGCCACGUAGUACUGAAUGUCAAUCCAAGAAAACCGCCAUAUUCAAUACUGGCUCUGCAGAAACUUUGGAAAGACAUCCAGUUUAAUGUGACAUUGCAUACUCAUUCUACUAUGAAAGAUGAAAUAUCUAUUAUUUUUCCUAAGCGGAUUCUUCCUUCUACAAAAGCUGCACAAUUUAUAACAUUAAUAUGGAAAGAUGUUCCGGACAUGGAGACAAUUGUAAAUACGUAUUCCUGUCCCAUAAGAGGUGAAGUUAAUUUUCUUAGAUUAAUGAGCAGAUUGAUAGAAUCGCACAAUUACGAGAGCACGUGCUCGCAACCACAAACAUUGGACUUUGCGCUUGACUUCACCAAUUUUUUACACAGUCAGAAAUGUAUAAAAGAUGGAUUGAUUACAUUAGCCAAUGAAUUUGAGAAAUGGUCUUGCAAGGGUGGAUUCAAUAUUGUAGAUAUUGCAGUGUGGUCUCUAAUUAAACAAUUUCAUGAAACAGAUUUACCACCAGUUCUUCACGAGUGGUAUGUACAAUGCGACAGUUUUUUUACUGACAAUUAAUAAUUACGACAAAUAAAUUAUUUCCCU
Trachymyrmex septentrionalis is the source of this 1433-nucleotide messenger RNA. RefSeq names its product aminoacyl tRNA synthase complex-interacting multifunctional protein 2-like. Gene Ontology annotation, cellular component: aminoacyl-tRNA synthetase multienzyme complex. Lineage: Eukaryota; Metazoa; Arthropoda; Insecta; Hymenoptera; Formicidae. The transcript is spliced from 4 exons. Bases 630 to 1406 code for a protein of 258 amino acids. The record is from RefSeq and is a predicted model, not a curated record.